This is a messenger RNA of Paramuricea clavata, 877 nucleotides long. The record is from the annotation of a GenBank genome assembly. NCBI's taxonomy places the organism in Eukaryota, Metazoa, Cnidaria, Anthozoa, Malacalcyonacea, Plexauridae.
AUGUCUAUGGACUUAUCAAAUUUUAAAGAUGAAAAAAUUAAUGAGGGUAUACGCAUUGGGGAUCGCAUUAUGUCAUUCAACAUCUCCAAUUAUAUGGAAGCUCAUAAGAUUAAAACAGUUCGAGUAUACCUGAGAACGAAAAAACUAUCUAUAGAUCUGGAUAGUGACGGUGAAAUGCAGGAUGGACCAUUUGACAGCAUGUCUCAGCUUCAGGUUAGUGAAUUAUGUUGCUUGAAAAACUCAUUCUUUUGCAAAGAAAGUAUGUUCUCAUUGUUUUGGUUAGAGCAUUCCCAUGCAUCAUUGCACAACAUCAUUUUGGGAGCGAAUUUGAGGGACGAGGGAAGAGUCUGAGACUCCGGUUCAUAUCUAAUUAUGUAAUGCAUCAUUAUACUAACUGGUAGCCAAAAAAAUACAUGUGGAGUUUUUCGUGAACCCAGUGAAGCGUUUGAUAUUGAUCAUGUACAUGUAUUUUGAAUUACUUUUGGGGAACUAUAAAAUCAUUCUGAUUACUAGGGAAUUGAUAUUCAUGUGUAUUUUUUCUACUUUCACAAGUACAGUCUCCAAUAAAUCAGCCCUUGUCAUAUUUCUUGAUGUAUUUUAUAUGAACAUGCAACAGCUGGACUGCUAUAACUUCUGUGAAGGCACAAAUAAAAUGUUGUUAUUGUUAUUUAAGGAGGAUACAGCACAGCAACAAAGCCCACAAACGUUUUCAUUAAUUGGAUCAUCAGAAGAUCGAAAGACUUUAAAGGAGAAACAAGAUGAAGAAUAUCAGAUGUCACUGGAAAUGGAUAAAAAAAAACCACUGAUAAUGAACAUUGUGAAAUACGUGAUAAAGAGCUUAAAGAGCAACUUCAAGAUGCACGUAAAGCAAGAGUGA